Folsomia candida is the source of this 3607-nucleotide messenger RNA. RefSeq lists its product as uncharacterized. The transcript has 13 exons. Gene Ontology annotation, molecular function: monoatomic ion channel activity; protein binding. Gene Ontology annotation, biological process: monoatomic ion transport; transmembrane transport. The coding region runs from base 869 to 3385 and encodes 838 amino acids. The record is from RefSeq and is a predicted model, not a curated record. NCBI's taxonomy places the organism in Eukaryota, Metazoa, Arthropoda, Collembola, Entomobryomorpha, Isotomidae. Gene Ontology annotation, cellular component: membrane.
CCAACCUUGUCAGUCUCUUAUCCGAAUCCAAACUAUACGUUGAAAAAAAUAAGCCACGCAUAAGUUAUAUAGCGCGCAAUAAAUAAGAGGCUAAUCAUAUUUAGAAGCUUUACCAACAGACGCAUGGCAGGCUUAAUUUUUACGAGACGGGUUCUCCACAUUAAAGCAAAUAUUGCAUAGAGGGGAGUGUGUAAUUUAAAUGGUCAAUAUUCAAGAUAUUUGAAUGGUGCAAGUAAAGAGUUGACUUUGCAGAGAGUGAGAGAGAGAUAUGCAGAUUAGGGAUCAGAUUCUCAUCCUCAUUAGCCAUAAUUUGUGACCAUUUCUCCUGAUUGUAAUCACGAUACUUAUUACAUUCCUACUUUUCGUGAUCUUAUUUCCAUUCAAAGUAUGCAAAAUUCAGGCGAUUCGAAUACUACGGAUUUUUCUAAACAUCUCAAAUGUCAUUACUUCUCUAAAGGAUUGUGAAUUCUUACGACUCGUAAAGAAAUGGAGGGGAUGAUAACCUCCUGCAGGCAAAAAGUGAGACACGGGAAAUGGUAUCAAACUUACAAGUACACAAACAACAAGUACAUGCACAAAAUUCCCAUAAAAGUUAUUAGCAACAUGGCAAAAGGCAAACUCGCAUCAAUAAAGGCGUAACACAGAGUGAGACGGGAAUGCGAAAAGCAAUUGUAUGUACAUACACAUUUCUUCCCUUGAGUAAGUUGAGACGCCAUUUUGAUUCGCAAUUCGCAACAUGAACGAAAACUGUAUAGUUUGGAUGAGAUUUUGGUUCGAUAAGAGUUUUUUUUAUAAAAUUUUGAACAAUUAAUCGUGUCCGUGGUUAAGAUUAGUUUUUAGAAAAGUGUGAGAAUUAGUUUAACAAAGAAUGUCCCAUGAUAACGACGACUCUUACCUGACUCGUCGUUUACUCACGCCACCAACUCCGAUAAGCGAAACUAUGCAAAAAGUGAGGAUCGAGAACGAAAAAAGUAACAAUAAAAUGACGACGAGUGAUAAAGAACCAGAUUUUCGACUGCACGAUGCAGUUUGUGAUACGGAAAAUAUUCAAGAAGUUCAAGAUUUAUUGGAGGAAAAUCCGAACCUUUUGUUCGAAAGGGAUGACGAGGGGCGCACCCCACUUCAUACCCUCACCAUCUCAGGUGACGAGGAAGCACCGGAAGUGGUGAAAGUUCUUCUUGGCGUUACUGAAAGUUCGGACGGGAAUUUCGUGGUGCAGACGGAGAGAGCCAACGCCCUUCACACCAUUGACGACAAGGGCUUCACCCCGCUUCACUACGCCGCCAGAAACUGGUGGCCUGCAUUGACGCGCCUCCUCCUCCAAUGUGGGGCACGACCCGACGCCCAAGACUCCAAGGGCGACACACCCCUUCACCUCGCAGCGGAAGGAAAUAUUGAUGGAGCGUUGGAGUGCGCUUCGGAAAUUUUGAAGCAUGACUGGGACGGAACGUUACUAAAUUUGAAGAACGUCGACGAACACACCGCGUUACACAGAGCGGUGAAAGAACAGGGCGUGGAAAUGGUGACCCUCCUCCUUCAACACAAGUUGGACUUAUCCGCCCAUUGGGUUUCUAAGGGACAAAGCAUUUUGCAAUAUCUUUGCAUCGAAUCAGGCGAGACGGACAAAUCUUGCCAGAUUUUCGCAUCCAUCGCCACCGUCUGUAGUCCAGGGCAGCUCAACUUUUCCGACGACGAGGGACGCACCGUCCUCCAUACCGCCGCUAUCAAACGAUUGCCACGAAUCGUGGACAUUUUGGUGGCCGACGAAAGGCUGGAUGUCCUCAAGAUUGACAAAAGGAAGAGGAACGCCCUGCAUUAUGCGGCGGAAAACGGCGCAUAUCCCGACGGCUAUCGAUGCGUUGAGGGACUCAUUAAUCGCAGAUUCCCGAGAACCAAGGUGCAAAUUCAGUAUUUGUAUGAAAUGAAUGAUGAGAUGGGAAGCAGUCCUUUUAUGCUCGCCUGUCUCAACUGUCCGGUGGAGACAAUGAGAAAAUACCUCCGAGCCAUUCGUGAACCGCAGUUCUGGAUGUCGGAUACGAAUAUGACUCUGGUUUACAAGCAGUGUCCGAUGGCGAUCGGUGCCUUGAUGGAUGGGGCUUUUUCUGAGAAGAAAAACCCAAAGGAUGCCGAAGUGGAUGUUAUCGUGACAGAUUUUGGGCCGGUCACCGGAUAUGCGGACCCCAUCGAAACCCUGCCCCAACAGGAGACCAAAUAUCUCAAAAAUGCACUCUGGUGGGAUUAUGAGACCCAAAAGGAAAUUCUCAUGCAUCCUCUCGUGCAACUCUUCGUUGUGAAAAAGUGCCAAAAACUUCGUGCCAUUAUUUACGGCUGGAUCCUGUGGCAGCUGAUCUGGCUGGCCGCAUACACGAUGCUGGCCUUGACCACGUACUGCAAUGUGCUCGACUCUCCUCCCACGGGUUUAGUGGCCGCGAUAGUUAUUGGGAUUUACAUCUUGAUUUCCUUGAUCAACGAGGUCUUCGAAGUCUCGUCCGUCGGUUUGGCCUAUGUUCGCAGUAUUUCAAAUUAUUUCCAAAUUAUUCAAGUGGUCUUGGCGUCCGUGGCCAUUUAUCCCGUCCUCUUGGCCAUGGAGGUGACCGUGGUCAACAAAAACUGUGCCGCUAUUGGCGUCCUUCUCGCGUACAUCCUGAGUAUGCGGGACAUUGGUAAAAUGCACGAAGAAAUCGCACUAGUGGUCGAAGUACUGAAACAGGUUGUCAUCCAAAUUAUAAAAGUUUUAUUGUGCUGUUCCCCAAUCCUGUUUGGAUUCACGCUUGCCUUCGUUAUACUCUUUGACGACGACGAGUCUCUCAACACAACGUUUCCGGGACCAUUGGUGAAAGUGUUGGUGAUGAUGACGGGCGAAUUUGAGUACAACGACACCUUCAAAACUGAGGAGGGCGAAGGAGGAGGAAAACCUGGUUCGGAAGUGGACACGAAAAACAGGGCGAUUCGACUCUUGGUCUUCCUCUCCUUUCUGAUCUGUAUUCCCGUCUCCUUCUUCAACCUUUUGACCGCCUUUGCCCUCGAGAGAGUUAUGGAACUCCGAGAAAGAGCGAAAGUCGGUCGAAUUGCGAAACAAUUGGAGCAUAUUUACUUUAUCGAAUCCAUUCUGUUAAGUCUCAGCCCUUUGAAGAAACUCGUCCUCCCACACGGAAAACUUGCCCGGCUGCUGCGCAAGUACAACGUGACGACUGCUAUGAUUGACGGUGACCUGAAAUUUGAGACCUUCAUUUCGGAACAAACGCCCAAAAAGAUUGACCGCAGGACGGCGAAGGAGAGACGACUCGAUUUGUGCGCCGCGUUGAGAUCGAUUUUCGGUACAGAAUUGUCUCCUGAAGUUCGGCGUGAAAUUUUCGCGAUGGCAUCUCAACAAAGUAAAAAGUGAAAGUUAACGAGUUACUUGAAGAGUAUUAUCUCAAUAUUUUAGACACAUUCUUGUCAUACGUUCCAUUAAUUACUUACAUACUUAAAUAUGUUUCAUUUGUCAUUUACAUGCUUUCUUCCAUAUAAUUCCUACAUCAGUGAAAAUUCAUACGCUACGAAUUUUAACUGAUGUACGCGCAUUUCUUGUGUAAUAAUAAACAAUGCAAUCCAUUCCUGGCCUAAA